Molecule: messenger RNA, 1978 nt
Organism: Danio rerio (zebrafish)
Lineage: Eukaryota; Metazoa; Chordata; Actinopteri; Cypriniformes; Danionidae
Source: RefSeq
UUCCGCGCUGCGGUUCAACUGGAGGAAGAAUAAAGUGCCCAAACACAGAGAAAAACUCCUGCUGAAGCGACUGAUCUACACACUGUUAUAAAGAUGGCGUUUAUUAAAGAGGAGAGUGAAGAUGUGAAGAUUGAAGAAACAUUCACAGUCAAACAGGAAGAUCCGCAGGAACAAACAAACCUAAUUGAAGAGAGUGAGGGAAGUAAAGAGGAGGAACAUUUACAGACUGAUGGUAUUUUGAAAAGGAGAGACAAGAAUCGUUUCACCUGUACUCAGUGUGGGAAGAGUUUUGGAGGAAAUGGCAAUCUUAAGAUUCACAUGAUGAUCCACACUGGAGAGAAACCAUUCACAUGCACUCAGUGUGGAAAGAGUUUCAGCCAAUCAUCACACCUUAAUGACCACAUGAUGAUUCACACCGGAGAGAAACCAUUCACGUGCACUCAGUGUGGGAAGAGUUUCAUCCGGUUAUCAUUGCUUAAUCAACACAUGAUGAUUCACACUGGAGAGAAACCAUUCACAUGUACUCAGUGUGGGAAGAGUUUCAGGCAAACAUCAUACCUUAAUGAACACAUGAUGAUCCACACCGGAGAGAAACCAUUCACAUGCCCUCAGUGUUGGAAGAGUUUCAGCCGCUCAUCAGACCUUAAUCUACAUAUGAGGAUCCACACUGGAGAGAAACCAUUCACAUGCACCCAGUGUGGGAAGAGUUUCAGCUGCUCAUCAUCCCUUAAUAAACACAUGAGGAUUCACACUGGAGAGAAACCAUUCACAUGCACUCAGUGUGGGAAGAGUUUCAGCCAAUCAUCAGACCUUAAUAAACACAUGAUGAUCCACACUGGAGAGAAAUCAUUCACAUGCACUCAGUGUGGAAAGACUUUCAGCCGCUCAUCAAACCUUAAUCAACACAUGAGGAUCCACACUGGAGAGAAACCAUUCACAUGCACUAAGUGUGGGAAGAGUUUCAACUGCUCAUCACACCUUAAUCGACACAUGAGGAAUCACACUGGAGAGAAGCUAUUCACAUGCACUCAGUGUGGGAAGAGUUUCAGACAACCAUCACUCCUUUAUCUACACAUGAUAAGCCACAACAGAGAGAAACCCACAGCUUCGGUGUGGGACGAGUUUCAGCAACUCCUCAGACCUUAAUAAACACAUGAUGACCCACACUGUAGAUAAACCAUUCACAUGCACUCUGUGUGGGAAGAGUAUCAACCAAUCAGUCAACCCUAAUGAACACAUUAAGAUCCACACUGGUGUGAGAGAGUAUUUGUGCUUUGAGUGUGAGAAGACUUUUAUUACAGCUCUAAAAUUAAAACUGCACCAGACAUUUCACACUGGACAGUAGUGAUGGGAAGUUCAUAUCAUUUUACUUACUGGGAUCUUUGAGUCUCAUUCAUCAAGAUGACAGUAUCUUUUUUCGGAGUCACGUGACGGUAAUGGCGGAGUAGCAGCUCAAGAUUUGGUCUCAAGAUAUAUUAUGUUAAGAGGCUCUCUUUAUGGGCAAGAAAUUUCAGUUUUAAAUAUAUAUUUUCCACCUAUUCAGACCACAGAUUUUAUUUCUAAGGUUUUUUCAAAAUUUGCGCAUUGGCUUUGUGACAACACAGUUAUAGCAGGUGAUUUUAAUUGUUUUUUCUCCUCAUUAGUAGAUAAAUGUCCUUCAACACAAAAUCGUAGUCAGAUGUCGAAUAGAGUCAAAGCUGUUUUGGAUACCUGCAAAGAACUUGAUCUGGUUGAUACUUGGAGGGUGUUACACCCUAAUGAUAAGGAGUUUACAUAUUAUUCAGCUGUUCAUAAAACCAGUAGUAGAAUUGACUUGAUCUUCAACCCCUAAAAUUUCUUUUAGUAAAGUUGAGUAUUGUAAUUUUGGGGAUAUUUUGAUAUCCGAUCAAGCACCGCUCUGUAUAGGCAUAAAUUUCAGUAAUUUGACACUCUCUAAUAAACAAUGGAGGUAUAAUUCAUACCUAAAUUUUGACCCUAA